Molecule: messenger RNA, 585 nt
Organism: Castor canadensis (American beaver)
Lineage: Eukaryota; Metazoa; Chordata; Mammalia; Rodentia; Castoridae
Source: RefSeq, a predicted model, not a curated record
CCAUCCACAGUUAUUUCAGGAAAUUCUUCUAGUAACAAUGUUUCAUCUUCAGCAACUAGUGGCCUAACAGGAUGGGCAGCUUUUGCAGCCAAAACUUCCUCUGCUGGUCCAUCAACAGCAAAAUUGAGUUCCACAACACAAAACAAUAGUGGGAAACCUACUACCUCAUCAGCUAACCAGAAGCCUGUGGGUUUGACUGGUCUAGCAACAUCAUCUAAAGGUGGAAUAGGUUCUAAACUAGGUUCUGGUAAUAGCACUACACCUACUGUACCAUUGAAACCACCUCCACCUCUAACCUUGGGCAAAACUAGCCUUAGUCGCUCAGUUAGUUGUGACAAUGUCAGCAAAGUAGGUCUUCCUAGUCCUAGUAGUUUAGUUCCAGGAAGCAGCAGCCAACUAACUGGGAAUGGAAAUAGUGGGACAUCAGGGCCCAGUGGAAGUGCCACUAGCAAAACCACUUCAGAAUCCAACAGCAAUCCCUCAGCUUCCCUUAAAGGUCCAACUUCACAAGAAUCACAGCUCAACGCUAUGAAGCGAUUACAGAUGGUCAAGAAGAAAGCUGCUCAAAAGAAACUCAAAAAGUAA